GCGCAUGCUCAUAGUCGAACAGAAUGUUGAGCAAAACGGACUAGAAAAGACAGACAGGCAUUGGCGUUUAAAAUUAAACUUUACUAUUUUCGUCUUAAAGCCAACCUUAUUUUCUCAUUUGUAGUGUGUAAAACAAUGACGGAAACCCAAUCGGCGCUGUUACUCAGGAGACAGUUGGCAGAACUAAAUAAGAACCCAGUGGAAGGAUUCUCCGCAGGUUUGAUAGAUGAUAAUGACCUUUACAGAUGGGAAGUUCUAAUAAUUGGACCUCCAGACACACUGUACGAAGGGGGAGUGUUUAAAGCACACCUCACAUUUCCCAAAGACUACCCGCUCAGGCCUCCCAAAAUGAAAUUCAUCACAGAAAUAUGGCACCCAAAUGUUGACAAGAACGGUGAUGUUUGUAUUUCUAUUUUGCACGAGCCUGGGGAGGAUAAGUACGGCUAUGAGAAGCCAGAAGAGCGCUGGCUCCCCAUCCAUACGGUGGAGACCAUCAUGAUCAGUGUCAUCUCUAUGUUAGCAGACCCCAACGGAGACUCCCCCGCUAAUGUGGAUGCUGCUAAAGAAUGGAGGGAAGACAGGCAUGGAGAAUUUAAAAAGAAAGUUGCACGCUGUGUAAGGAGGAGCCAAGAGACUGCCUUUGACUGAUGGUAAUCCAGCAGUUUGUAGCUUCACAAUUUUUUUCAGGGUCUCCAGCUAAGGAACAACAUGGCACUGUUUUACCUGCAUUCUACCACCCUGAUGGAUUUGUCUUGACUGAGCUUCUGCAGAGACAGACAGGGCAAAAAAAUAGACUGCAGUAGAACACAUGACCAUCACACAUGCUGGCAGAGGCCAAGCAAGUGCCAAUAUAAUAAAAGCAAAGAAAAAUAAAACAACAAAGCAUCACUCACUCUCUCUAAUCGUUGGAAGUGAUACAGCCUUUCAGGAAGCAAUUGUAAAGACCUGUACAUAGCACAGACUUAAAAAAAUGGAUGAUAUAAGGUAAGACUGAACCUCUCCAUCCAGUAAAACACUUAGCACCAAAUAAUAUUUAGUUAGGUUUUGAAUCCUGUAAAUUCUUGAGAGUAUUCACAUCCCUCCUAUCGACAAAGACUUUUAGUCAUUUAGUAGUGUGCAUUAGCUCUGUCACAGGUGCAAUGAAAGCCAACAUGGUAAAAAUUGAGAAGGGUAAGACUAUUUUACUUUUUUAUGAGUAGAUUCCCACUAUUGUGUAAGCUCACUCAUUCACAAAUGCUAAGAUGCAAAGCCACUUAAAUGGUCAUUUUGUGUGAUUAGUAAAGAGAAGUCCAUCGAUACCUAUAGCAUGCCUUGUUAUCUUGGACACAUUCUCAAUUAACACUUCAGGUUAAAACAAACACACAAAAAAAACAGCAAAUGGCCCGAAAGCUCCUGUCAGUCAUCAGUUAGUGGAGUUGGUUCGGUUUGAAAGACCUCAAGGCCGCACCCAAACCGGGUCCAGUUGUUUGGGGUGCCUCUGGGGAGCUGCAGUGCACAUCAGUGGUAAUUCAUGCAUGUUUGAGCUCUAUUGGUUUCAUUUGGUUUUCUUUUUAAAAGUGCCUCCUAAGGAAUUGCCUGGCUGUUACACACCUGCAUUGAACAGACGUUAAAAGGGUGUAAUAUGUCAGCAAAUUUGCUAUACACCCCGAGUGUGUGUAUGUGUGAAGAGUGUGUGUGAAGAGUGUGUGUGUGCGGUGUUUUUUUUUUUUUUUUUUUUUUUUUUUUUUCAUUUUGUUUUAUAACCCUUUGUACCAGCAUUAUGAUUAUUGAAAUGUUGUUAAUGCAUUGGUGUAGCAAUAAUCCCUUGCCUAUACCUGUACUUUGCAGAGCUUUUUCAUUUUGUGUGGUGAUUUGGUAGCAUUUAUGCAGCAUGCUUCAAUAGUAGGGUUUUCUGGCAGGAGUUCAUGUGAUUUUUAUUUUAAAAAAAAGAAGAAAAAAAAGACAAAAAUAUUGUCUGGAUGAGUGUGUUUAAUUUACCCUGUACCCCUUUCUCUGACCCACCCCACCCUCCAACCUUUGUGUUCUCAAUUUAUUUUAUUCUGGCUCUGGUGGACUACUGCAGUUUAUGUUGCCUAAUGUACAAAGACAAAAAUACUGAUGUAUAUUUUUCAUGUUAUGAACGGUCACCUUCUCUAGUGAGUUCUUCUAAAAUAAAAAUUUUCCAGCA
This is a messenger RNA of Alosa alosa (allis shad), 2167 nucleotides long. RefSeq names its product ubiquitin-conjugating enzyme E2G 1a (UBC7 homolog, yeast) (gene ube2g1a). The record is from RefSeq and is a predicted model, not a curated record. The coding region runs from base 136 to 648 and encodes 170 amino acids. The transcript is spliced from 6 exons. Lineage: Eukaryota; Metazoa; Chordata; Actinopteri; Clupeiformes; Clupeidae. Gene Ontology annotation, biological process: proteasome-mediated ubiquitin-dependent protein catabolic process; protein polyubiquitination. Gene Ontology annotation, molecular function: ubiquitin conjugating enzyme activity.